AAUGUCCAUUAAUGUGGAAUGACCACAGAAAUCCACACAUAUAAAACUAAAAGUGAUGUCGAACUCUAUCAAUUGAAGUAGUUUGUCAAUUACAAUUAAACGGACAAAUAUGGAAUCUACUAUAACACUUUGGGUAAUUGUUACGUUUGUACUAUAUAUAACAUCAGUUAAUGGUCAGAUAAAUCGAUAUAUUAAUCCUCUUUGGUUGGAGUUGGAUGCGAACAGUGAGUACUAUCCAGGAGGGGAAGUCGUAGCACAACUAUUGAGAUCUUACGGAUUUGGAGACGAUUACAGGAAUUCUGGUUACAGAUCACAGAAUUACAGAAGAGAUGAUGGAUACAGAAGCUUGAAUUUUCGUGAUAAACUUCUAAUAAAUAAUUAUAAUAAUUUAAACAAUGUAUAUGAUUUUGACCAAUUGACACCUCAAGAAUAUCUCUCUCGAAAUUAUGAUUAUAUUGAUAGUACAAUCAGGAGACCUAUUCAAUAUCAAAAUAACUUUUUAAAUCAAGUACCCAGAAGAACUAAAAUCGACGUAAUACCUGUUUCAAGAAACUCUUAUUUACCGUCUGAAUAUAUAAACCGUAGAGUAAUACCCAAGUAUUCUAAUCUCGCUACUCCAGUUUUAAAUGAUCUAAACUCCAAUUAUGACACGGAAGUUAUGUACAGAAAUCAUGAUUACUCAAAUAGGAUCCUUAAUCCUAGAUCUACCACUACUCCAAUUACUAAUGAAGACAACAACCGUCAACAACAAAAAUCUCAAUAAGUUAUUUUAUUGUUAUAUUCAAUAAUUAAAAAUUAUACUAAUUUUAUAAUUACAUUUUAUUUAAUAAAUCUAAUAAUUAUGAUUAUUAUUUAGCGUAUAAUUAAUAUAUACGUAUCCGCGACUUUUCAGUAAUUUUUUAUGGCUUUUGAGUUUAAUAUUUUUAGUUUUUAAAUUAAUAUUAUUUUUAAUAUAGUUUUAACUUCUAUAAUUAAUUAGCCACAAGUGAUCAAUUUUUAUUAUACAGAUGUAAUUUUGAUAAAAUAAUAUACGUUUUAAAUACCUGAUUAUAUUAUAACUGUAUAAUUUACACUUAACUUACAUUUUGAAACCAAACAAUAGUUAAAUACUUUACCGUAAUAUAAAUGUACAAUAUAUAAGAAAGUAAUAAUCGUAUCUAGACAGAUUGCGGUUUCACAUUACAAACACUCUAUUUUAAAAUGUGUACAUACACGACAUAUAAAAAAAAUAUAAAUACAUUAUUAUUUCACUUUUGUUUCUACAGCAAUUGUUGUUAUUACGUAACAUGUUUAAUAAAGUAAAUUACAUUUAUUGGCAAUGACGAGAGUGAAACUAUAUUUCACGCCAACAUAAUUGUUUUCACUACCAUAAGGUAAAAUUAAACACAGUAUUAAUAUUUAUAUAAGGUCCUCAAACUGUUCUGAAUAAUACUGUAUAUUUUAAUCCACUGGGCAUUUUUUGUUACUUCAUUAUUUUGAAUUAUUGUAGAUAUAAAUAUUGUAGAUCAAUAACAACAAGGACGCCCGAAGGGAGAGACAAUACGUGGAAUUAUACUUGUCUUAAGAAUUUUCACUAAAAAAAUACUUACGCUAAACAUACAAUUCUAACUACCAAAUAUUUUUAUUUGAAUUUGAGCUUUUGAAAUGUAAAAUAGAUUAUACGGCAACUGUUACUAGGUAACAGGUUUCUAAAAAUCAAAAACGUUAUUGUGGAGCAGAUUGACUUUGUACGGUCAUUGAAUAGGGGAAGUAAAAUUAAUAGUCGAUUUAUUUAUAAAGUUAUU
Molecule: messenger RNA, 1784 nt
Organism: Daktulosphaira vitifoliae (grape phylloxera)
Lineage: Eukaryota; Metazoa; Arthropoda; Insecta; Hemiptera; Phylloxeridae
Exons: 3
Coding region: 110-763 (217 amino acids)
Source: RefSeq, a predicted model, not a curated record